AUGAAUGUGUAAUAGGCUUAGGUAAUGCUUUAUACGAAUAAAAUUAGUGAUUAAGGUAUUUUAGGCUUAGGUUCUUCUUUAGCAAAGUGUUCUAAUCUUUCAAAUUUAGAAAUUUAUAUUGACAGAAAUAAAGUUGGUGCAAUUGGUGUGUCAGGCUUAGGUUCUAGUUUGGCAAAGUGCACUAAACUAUCAAAUUUGACACUUAAUCUUUCGGAAAAUUAAAUUGGCGAUUAAGGUGCAUCAGGUUUAGGUUCUGCUUUAUCAAAGUGCAAUAAUCUCUCAAGUUUGUAAUUAUAUCUUGGGUAAAAUUAAAUUGGUGAUAAAGGUUCAUCAGGCUUAGCUUCUGCUUUAGCAAAAUGUGCUACUAUUUCAAAAUUGACACUGAGUCUUAGGUAGAAUUAAAUUUGUGAUUCAGGAGCAUCAAGGUUAAGUUCUGCGAUAGCAAAGUUCACUAAUCUCUCAAAUUUGAAACUUAUUCUUAGAGAAACUUAAAUUGGUGAUUAAGGUGCAUCAGACUUAGGUUCUGCUUUUGUAAAGUGUACUAAUCUCUCAAAUUUGACACUCUUUCUUGAUGAUAAUAAAGUUGGCUCAAUUGGUUCAUUAGGCUUAGGUUCUGCUUUAGCAAAGUGUAUUAAUCUUUCAAAUUUGACACUCAAUCUAUACGGUAAUAAUAUCAAUGAUAAAGGUGCAUCAAACUUAAGUUCUAAUUUAAAAAACUGCACUAAUCUCAAAAACUUGACACUUGAUCUAUUGUGGAAUGAAAUUAGUGCAUUUGGUGCUUCAGACUUAGGUUCUAAUUUAGCAAUGCUUACUAAUCUCUAAAAUUUGUUUCUUAAACUCAAUCGUAAGGAAAUCAGUCUAUCAUAAUAAUUGAAAAUUAGAAGCAAGUGCCUUAAAUUAAAAAGAUUAGUUACCUAAAAAAUAUGUUUCUAUUUCUGA
Tetrahymena thermophila SB210 is the source of this 939-nucleotide messenger RNA. Its product is annotated as cyclic nucleotide-binding domain protein. The transcript is spliced from 11 exons. Gene Ontology annotation, biological process: activation of GTPase activity; nucleocytoplasmic transport. Lineage: Eukaryota; Ciliophora; Oligohymenophorea; Hymenostomatida; Tetrahymenidae. Gene Ontology annotation, cellular component: perinuclear region of cytoplasm; cytosol; nucleus. The record is from RefSeq and is a predicted model, not a curated record. Gene Ontology annotation, molecular function: small GTPase binding; GTPase activator activity.